Messenger RNA from Aspergillus pseudoviridinutans, 1101 nucleotides. RefSeq names its product CCDC174 family protein. Gene Ontology annotation, cellular component: nucleus. The record is from RefSeq and is a predicted model, not a curated record. NCBI's taxonomy places the organism in Eukaryota, Fungi, Ascomycota, Eurotiomycetes, Eurotiales, Aspergillaceae. Bases 1 to 1101 code for a protein of 366 amino acids. The transcript has a single exon.
AUGUCAAAUACAAACCCAUCCCUCUACGGCAUCCCCCGACAUAGCCAAAAACCCUCCUCGCAAUCCACCGCCCCCUCGUCUUCCACCCUCGCCUUCACCACCCAGCUCUCCUCCCUCAUCACCAAGGGCAGUGACUCGCCCGCCCGCGGCCGCCCUCGACCCUCCAAAUCCUCCAAAUCAGACAUCUUCGCCGUCCACAACAAAGGCGCCCAGAAACGCGCCGCAGCGGACCUCCGCGAUGACGACGACGAAACCUCCGUCCGCCAGAUCCACAAGCGCACCGCAGACAUCGGCGCCGUCGACGCCGCCACCCUGCACCGCUCCAAGCGGCGGCUGGAGGAAAAGGCGCGCAUGUACGAGGAUCUCAAGACCGGGCUCUAUCUCGCGGGCGACAGCGACGACGAGGCAGACACCAAUGCAGGCGGGGACGAUUACCUGGCAAGGCUCCGCCGGAAGGAGAAGGAGGGGCUGGUGGAUUUCGAUCGGAAGUGGGCCGAUGCGCAGCGAGCGAGGGGGUCAGAUGAUUCUGGGUCUGAAAGGGAAGAGGCUGAGGCCGACGACAAUGCGUCCAUCGUCUCGUAUGAAGACGAGCUCGGGCGGAGCCGGCGCGGGACGAGGGCCGAAGCUGCGCGUGCUGCGUUAGCUAAAGCGCAAGAGAGCGGCGAAGGUCGGGGCCCGGAGCGGUGGCGACCUGCGCGGCCCGAGAAGCUAAUCUAUGGUGCUGCGGUGCAGGCGGAGGCGUUCAAUCUGUCGUCGUCUGCGGCGGAGCAGAUGGCGACGCUUGCUGCGCGGCGGGACCGGUCGCCUACGCCGCCGGAGGAGACGCACUACGAUGCGGAUGCGGAGGUGCGGAACCGCGGGACGGCGUUCUAUGCGUUUGCCAAGGAUGAGGAGACGCGGAGGAAGCAGAUGGAGGAGCUGAUGAGUGCGCGGGACGAGACGCAGCGCGAGCGGGAGGCCAGGCAGGCGAGGCGGGCGGAGCGACAGCGGGUGAAGGACGAGAGGAGGCGGCAGAUUGAGGAGCUACGAACUAAGAGAAGGGCGGAGACGUUUCUGGCUGGGUUGGGAGAUUUGGGUGCUCUGCAGGCAGACGCAUCCUAG